Drosophila mojavensis is the source of this 2087-nucleotide messenger RNA. It is a transcript of the gene nudE, whose product is annotated as nuclear distribution protein nudE homolog. Gene Ontology annotation, biological process: vesicle transport along microtubule; cell migration; chromosome segregation. The transcript has 7 exons. The coding region runs from base 367 to 1287 and encodes 306 amino acids. The record is from RefSeq and is a predicted model, not a curated record. Gene Ontology annotation, cellular component: kinetochore; kinesin complex; centrosome. NCBI's taxonomy places the organism in Eukaryota, Metazoa, Arthropoda, Insecta, Diptera, Drosophilidae. Gene Ontology annotation, molecular function: microtubule binding.
GGGCUACAGGUUGGUUUGUGCAUUUUGGAGUAGUGGUAAAUUUUUACAAGCAUAACUAUUUAUAUGCGGUUUUUAUGUAAAUAAACCAAAGCAUACGUAGUCAAAUAAUUUGUAAAGUCAACGCUUUCAGAUCAAUGACUUAACAUCAACAACUGUGUUUUGGCAUUAUUGAGAAAAGAAAAGAGAAAGAAAUAGAAAAUCUGAAGUGAAGUGCCACAAAACAUAAGUAACAGACAGACCAAUUAUAAACGAAUUUGCUAUAUAUAGAAAAUAGGCAAAAUAGAUAAAGCCAAUAAGCAACGAACGAACGAACAUUUCUAACCCUGUUUGACCACCGACUAGUAAACAACAUAAAACGCAUAAGAUAUGGAGGCCCCACCAAUGUUUAACAGCGUCGAAGACGAGUGCAGAUACUGGAAAGAGCGCUCAAAACAGUAUCACAAAGAGUGGACAGAUGUCAAACAGGAAUACGAUGAGUAUGUUGAACAGUCGAGAGAAAUGGAAGCUGAAAUGGACGCCACUCUGGAGCAAAAACAGAGUAUAAUCAAAGAUCUCAGAGCCAAGCUUAAUAUGUUAGAGAAAGAAAACGAUUCCCUCAAGCUCAAGCUAGACUCACAUGGCAUUGAAAUGUCAAAUCUGGAUAAGCAGCUGGAGACGGUAAAGAAGGAACGCGAUUCCAUGAAAGAAUACCUGCGACAAUUGGAGCAGAAAAACGAUGAUCUGGAGCGUGCACAUCGCAUACUCAACGAGAGCAUAGUAGACUUUGAGAAGAUGUUGGACAAAGCCUAUGAAAAGAAUGCACUCCUUGAGAUGGAGGUGGACGAGAAGGAGGUUCUGCAAGAGAAGUUACAGCGACUAAUGGACGAGACUCGUGAUCUCAAACAAGAGCUCAAUGUGAAGUCGCGCUACACUCCAGCGAAUGGCACAACAACAACAACAACAGCAUCAUCAGCAGCUGGUAACAGCUCGAUGAACUCCUCAGCAUCGCUGCCCAAUGGUAUUGUGGGCAAUGGUGAUAUACUGCUGCAACAUGACAAUGCCGCCACAAAGGCGACUAGCAUGAGUGUGAAUGCUCUAAAUGGCAGUUUAAAUAAUAGAAACGAAUAUAAUCAACAGCAACAUUCGCUUAAAAAUCCCGAGAACCUUAUCAAUGGCAAUGCUAUGAAUGCCAGCUCCCGCACCACGGCGCUCAACAUUGUGGCCGACAUGUUAAGAAAACUGAACGCCAUGGAGACAAAGCUGAAGACAUAUCGCGAGCAUGCGCCGCCAAUGCAGCCUCGUCAAUGACCAUCAGCAGCAGACAGUGGGCAACUAUUGCUGGAGUAGGCGAAUUGACAGCUGGGAGCAGCAGCAACAGCAGCAGCAAUCGCCACAUGUGGCAGCUGCACAGUUUCGUCUGCAGUUGCAGCAGCAGCUGCCGUUAUGUUUAGUUUUAUGUUUAUAAUUACAGUUAAUGCGCUACUGCCCCUCAAUUAUUUAUUUUCUUACAUUGAAAUGACUUGUAAAAAUGAAAAAUAGUUAUUCAACAACAACAGCAAGCAACUAGUAAAUAAUACGACAUUAUUUACAUAGUCUGCGGACAUCGAUGCCCCGCCCAACAUAACUGAUAGCGCCUUACUAAGUACUUGUAUUGUAAUUACAUUAAUCUUAAGUCUGAAGCUAAUCCGUUUUGAUUUCUCGUGUUUUAAGCAUUGUUGAACGGCCUUCAAUUGUUUAGUUAUUUGGCAAGACAUUCAUGGAAUGUUUGUAGGUAUAUCUAGAGUAUAGUCAUGUCCUGACGGAGCUUUGUUAGUGCACCAAUACAUGUACAUUUAGCACUCACAGACGUACAACACACACAUUUCGGACAUGGCUUAGCGCGUAAGACAUACAACUUAAGUUCAGCUGAGUCGAAAGUAUUACAGCCCCAAAAUCCGUACACACACACACAGAUACAGAUACAGAUAUAAAGAUAAACAGAUAUACAGAUACAGAUACUAUUUAACUGGCAACAAAUACUCGUAGCAUUAGUGAGGUUGAUGAAGAUCGUGUGGCACUUACACUUAAGUUAAAGACAAUUUAAGACACCCACAUCUCACACACACACA